UUAGUCCAUUUUCUUGUGAAGGUGAUAGUGGGUCUGUUGUAAUAGCAGAUGAGGCGGAUGAUACCAGCACUGUUAAUGUUGUGGCCCUUCUCAUUGGUGCGGUCAGUGAAAACAAUAUUUUCCGCCAUAGUUACGCCUCUCUCAUGAAAAGAACGAUAGAAGAAAUAGAGGUACAAUAUGACUGCAUUGCCAUACCAUCAACUCUGUACCCACGUGACAGACAAGGAGAAAUUGGACCUAUUGGCGCUGGGAAUGCUUAGUACACAUCACUUUGUGACUAAACAGUUCAUCGAAAUUUGUCAACAGUCAAGAUUAUUGCUUCAACUGAAAUGAACUGAUUCAGAAAUGGUGUCCAGAGAACCUUUAACAUGUCAUCUGAAGUUAAAAGACAUCCAGAUAAACUUAACAGUGUCAUCUGAACUGAAAAGGCAUCUAGAUGAACUUUAAAGGGAACCAGAUGAACUUUACAAUGUCAUCUAAACUGAAAAAGCAUCCAGAUAAACUUUUAAAUGUCAUCUGAACUUAAAGGAACUUCACUGAGGUUUUUUUGACAUGACAGGACUGGAAAGAAUCAUUUGAGAUUUAUGUUUCAUUUAAUGAUCCAGUGCAAAUUGUCAGAUCAAUCGCUAACCUCAUUUUUCCAGAAUGAUUACUCUAAUUGUGAGAAAAAUUACCCAAAAUUGAAAAGCAUUGCAAUUAUUUUCACUCAAAUCGGGUUAAGAAUAACAAACUAAUACAAUUCUCAAUUUAUUUCUGAGUAUAUUUCUUAAUUAUCUGAUGCAUAUCCUUCUGUUUUAAGUCCCCCCAGCUGAUCUGUGUUAGAGAUUUAAAUUUUAUGAUUUCAAACCUCGGUGGAGAGGCCCUAUUAAAGUCAUCCAAAUAAACAUAAUUGUGUCUUCUGAACUGAAAUGUUUCCAGAUGAACUGAGCUUAAAGGCAUCCAGAUGAACUGGGGUGGAGGGGGGUCAUUUAUAUCACUAUAUAGUUGCUUGUUUGUCCUCAUUUCUUUGAAAUUUACUUACUAAUUCUCACAGGACCUAUAUUUGUUGACCAAUAUCUUGAAUAUCUCUCAAUAUGAAGGUAUAUUUACAUGAACUUAUAGUUGUUGGUGGCAUUUGAGGUCAAUGGGGUCAAGGUUAAGUCAUUGACGCCUAUGAUUUAUAUUUCUACCUAUCUUUAUCACUGAUUUCAUGCAGGGUACUCACCAACUUAAAAUCAUUUGCCUCUGUCCACUGUGGGAAUGAAUCUCGUCAGGGACUUUUGCUUCAGGAAGCUAUCCAGCUAGCUUAUUUGGUUAUACAUGUACCCUGGUUCCCACUUGUGCCUGAAAUAAUGCUUCAAAGGGACACCUGAGGUCUUUCUCCAUCAGAAACAAUGAAAAUUGCUUGAUAACUAAUUUAUAGACAUUUCUAUAUAAUUAAUGACAAUAAAAAAAGAAUAAAACUUGCCAUUAUGUCCUUGACAUGUGAUAAUAUUCAGUCGUGAGCUGAUCUCACACAUGCAUUUGCUACCAGAAAAACUGUGUGUGUUCUUAUAUAUUGUGAAUUUGUGUCUUAAUUUACUUCAAGAAUGUUUUUGAUAUUUAUCUGUUAUGCCAUGAUCAAUUUUAUAAUAUAAUUUACAAUGUACAUUGUUUUUGAGAUUAUUGCUGUACAAUGUUUUUAAACUACUGUUUUGUGAUUGCUUUUUGUAUGUCAUUUAUCUACACAUUAUUUUAAAUUGUUCAUCUUGUAAAAAGUCAACUUAUUUCCUCUGUUAAUAUAGAUUUAUACAAUCAUAAAAUUAAAAAAAAAGAAAUUUUAAAAGUGAAAAAAAAAAGAGAACAAUAUUAUGUCUAAAGUAUGGAUGGAAGGUUUUUGCUUUUCUGGAAUAUAAAAAGUUUGUUAUAAUUUUACAUUUUUUAAUUUUAAGAGCCAUUAGCAGUUUUGCCAAGUAAAGGCAUUUAAUUAGACAUGCAUGCUUAAUCUAAGCUAUGCACGUCUAAGUACAUGCCUUUACAUGGCAUAAUUUUACACAAAUGAUUUUUCUAUGUCACAGAUUUUUUAAUGGCAACAAGCAUUAUAAGGGCUGUUUGUAAUCAUUAUUAGCAGGAUUUUUGCAUGUAUUUUGAUAUGAAUGAUGUUUGUAAUUGUCUGGUGAAUGCACAAAUGAAAUCAUAACUUUAUAUUCUAUAAAUAGUACAUUGUUGUUGAAUAUUUUGUUGAGGAAAAUAUUAUUUUGUUUCUUAUAUCAUUUGUGUGCAUUAAAUAACAGUGACUUUAGAGGAAUUAUGCAUAUAUUUUUCAUGCAUUACAUCUGAAGCAGCACGAUGUUAAGGAAAAUAUUGUUCUGUUUUCUAUUAUCAUUUAUUAGAGUUUAAUAACAUUGACACUAGAGGGUUAAUGCAUAUAUUUUCUGUGCAUUAACAUCUGCAGAAGCAUAUAAGGUUAAAGGUGAUAUAGUUGAUAUGAGGGCUUCUGCAUAAUACAGUUUUUGCAUGAAAAAAGGUUCCAUUAGAUCUAUUAUUACAUAAAAUUUACAUUCUACGUCUGAUUUGGCAAACUCCCGCAGCGGUUACUUCCCCUGAUCAGUACAGAAACCACUGCCACCACAAGUAAAUUCGGUCAUCAGAGAGCCGAAUAUAUUUUUUUCACUUUUAUUUUUAAAAUAGAAUACUUAAUAUCAUUUUAGUUUUCCUUUGCUUAAUGUACAAGAAUGCAAAAAAUAUACUUUUAAAAAUUAUUUUGUAAACAUAACGAAAGAUAUUUUUACUAUGACACCUUAUGUAUAUUAAACAAUGGCUGAAUUUAGACAGUUAAUGAACGAUUGCGUAACAGAUUUUGAUCCGGCAACUGUUUAUCUGGUAAGGAUGUAAUUGUAAAUCUGCCAGUUGGAUAUGGGAUAUUUGGCGUUCUGAAACUGGCCACCAUGUUUUUGUCACAUGAUACAACUAUCGUCACGUGGGUUUCAGUGGUGGCAGUGGUUACAGUAGAAAAGCGUGACCUAAUCGCUGUGAGGAGUUGCUGAUUUGGUAAUGUUGCAUAUUAUGUGUUUUGUUGUUU
This is a messenger RNA of Ruditapes philippinarum (Manila clam), 3040 nucleotides long. RefSeq lists its product as uncharacterized. The record is from RefSeq and is a predicted model, not a curated record. Lineage: Eukaryota; Metazoa; Mollusca; Bivalvia; Venerida; Veneridae.